AGGUGCGAGCCAGGCUCUGAUUAUGAAACAGUCGAGAUGGAGAAAACACAUACCUAGAAGGCCUGGCAAAUCUUUCAUUACAAAUACAGUAGGAUAUAAUAGAAAUAUUUUUUUAUUGUCCUAAAGUGAGGAAAUUCAGAAGCACCAGCACCAUGUUAAAGCAGAGGGACCAGACGAUACCGUGAGGCGACUUGCAGCUGCUUGAUGAAAAGAGGAAAACAUUUAUUUUUACUGACAGACAGAGGCAUGGAUUCAUGGAUGACAGGCGUGUUUGUGCUCUUUGCACUGUUCAUGCCUGUUUGCUGUGAAGAAACCUUUUUCACUGAUCCGGUCAUCUGCUACUUUCUGGACGCGUUUCUGAUGGUUUACUGUAUUGCUGCAACGGCGCUGUUCUUCAGAGAAAAAUUCUCCAAAAUGCCAAGAGUUCAACCGGAGCCUGGAGAAAAGGGGGGAAUUUACCAGGAACUCGAGAGGCCAAAGGACACUGAUGCUUAUGACAUGCUUGACCCCAAAAAAGCAAAGGGAAAAAGUGACAGGAAGAAGAGAGUUAAGAAGAGUCAGGGCAAGCCGAAGGAUAAGGAUCAGUAUGAAUCUGUUCCCACCAGCCCUCGGCCCUCUGCAGCUCCGUAGCGACGCAGUUGCAGAAACAGAAAAGUUCAUUGCAGCUGAGAUGAAUGGAAGAUUAUUGCCCGAUUUUUAUGUAAAGGCUUUCCUUUUCUCUUCGCUUUUUUGUAUCGAUAAGCACUUCAUUUAUUUAGUGGUUCAUUAGAUAAAACGUGGUUGGAUUUUUGGGAGACAUGAGGUUUUGUACCGAUGAGAACAGAUAGUUAUGCACUGUGUAAAACAAGACGACCUUUUUUCUUCACUGUCUGGCAUUAAAUCAGACUAAACAUUUCCUGUCUUAUGUCAGCUUCUUAAGUUGUUUCUAUUUGCUAAAUAGCUGAAUGACAUUUUUACCUUCUUCAAACCCAGAAGUUAAACACACCUACUGAUUUGAUUCUCAUUUGAGUAAAAUGAAGGCAACUCAAAACUGAGAGCUAUUGAUCUUCACAGUAAUAAAACUGAUUCAGCCUGUGAAAAAGCAAAACAUCUUGUAAAAAACCUUGGCUGAAGCUGGUGAAUGUCAUUACAUGGGCUGAAAAAGCCACACAGCAAGAACAUUUUAAGAGAUUCUUUUGCAAUAGCACUCUGGGGCAAAGAGCUUGACUUUUACAGGCAUGUUGAAGUGAUUACUUCUACAUUUGUAGGAUGUUUGAUACUUGCAAACAUCUCAAGUGUGAAGUAGGGGUGUGGCAACCUUCUCUUGAGUGUUUUGCUCCAGGAUAGACUGAUUAAAUGACUUAAGAAAAGAGUAAUAAAUACAAAAACUGAAGCAGCAUCUCAAGACGUCAGCCAGGAAGUUAAAUCUUGGACUUAAAUUCAGUUUUCUAAAUGGUGAACAACACUAAUAAUCCCGCUAAGUUAGCUACAAAGUAACUUUAAGGACAAUAACAUCAGUGUUUUGGAGUAGCCGUUAAAAAGCCUGGAUCUGACUCCAACAGGAAAUGUGUGAGCGAUGCCACCUACAAAGCUGACUCAAAAUUCCCACAAAUGAUUUGACAGAAUAUUAUUAAAGAACACCAAAAAUAUUUGACCUUACUAAAAAACUGAAUAGCUGAAAUUGUAAUUUUACCACAUGCUAAAGAAGCACAAGCAAACUUUUGACGUUAAAGUAAAAAAAUAAACUUGGAAAAAUAGUCUCCUUCUGACAUUUAGCAAAUAGAUGAAAAUUAAUUCCGACUAAAAUAUUCCGACUGAUUUUAUGUUUUCGUUUUUUUAGCCUGCUGUCAUGCUGCAAUAAUAGUAAUAGAUGUAUUUUCUAAACAUAGUAAAGCACAGACUGAUGUAAAAUUGAACACAAUAGUAACUCUACAGACGGAUUCACUGUACAUAACAGGAGAAAGCACAUGUCAAAACACUUGGAAAACAGUUUUAAUGAUGUUUACAACAAAAAAAAGAAACUGUACAUUUACAGUAAAAGAUUAUCUUUGUAUGUGUAUAAAAACAAAAAACAAAAAUACAGCAGACAAAUGCAUCAAAAUCUACUAUGUAUCCUGAUUCACAUACUUAAAACUCCUACACAAUCUUUCAUUUCUAAACCUCCAGGACUGGAGGCCUUUACUUAUUUUUCUUUUUUUUUUAUUAUUAUUCUUUUUAGUAAUAAUAUCAGAGCAGUGUCCCUCUCUCAGUGUUGUAUUUCAGGUGAAAACCAAAACUCCUUACAUUCGAGUCCUGGAAAGUAAAUCGAUAGACUGCAGAGUAAGAAAAGGGAGGAAAAUAAAACAGGAACACAUUCCUUUAGAUCAGCCCAAGCUUCCAACAUGAAUUGUUUUACAGAACGCAUUUCUCGAGAUACACUGACAUAAUAUGUACAUGGUUGUCAUCUUUUUUUUUUCUUAUUAUUUUUCAAUUUUUUAUUGAAAGCUGUGGUUGCCUGGGCCGGAAAACUGAUAAUCGCACACAUGACACACCCAAAAAAACAUACAAAAAUACCAUAUCUUUAACCUACUAAGAGUAAGACAGCUCUGCAAUUAGUUCCAUGCUGUGACAGAAAAUAAAAAAAAAAAAUACAGAGGUUACAACAAA
Molecule: messenger RNA, 2625 nt
Organism: Xiphophorus couchianus (Monterrey platyfish)
Lineage: Eukaryota; Metazoa; Chordata; Actinopteri; Cyprinodontiformes; Poeciliidae
Gene: cd247l
Product: CD247 antigen like
Exons: 8
Coding region: 205-630 (141 amino acids)
Source: RefSeq, a predicted model, not a curated record